Messenger RNA from Panicum hallii, 1748 nucleotides. RefSeq lists its product as uncharacterized. Gene Ontology annotation, molecular function: protein-arginine omega-N symmetric methyltransferase activity. Lineage: Eukaryota; Viridiplantae; Streptophyta; Magnoliopsida; Poales; Poaceae. The transcript is spliced from 13 exons. Gene Ontology annotation, cellular component: mitochondrion. The record is from RefSeq and is a predicted model, not a curated record. The coding region runs from base 103 to 1440 and encodes 445 amino acids.
ACUCUCUCCACCUCCGUACCCGAAUCGGAUCGGGCUCGAACGCACGCACCUGUUUCGGAAAGGAACGGGUACUCGCGCCGCCCCGCCGCCGCCGCCGCAACUAUGGCGCCGGCGUUAUCGGCGCACGUCCCCGCGCUCCGACGUGCAGCGCUGUGCGCGCGGUGGAUACCUGCGGCUCUAUUCUCGUCGGGGAUUCUCGCCGGCGACAAGCCCAUUCUGGUGCGCGACUUCGUGAGGUCUGCGCUGUACGACCCCAACCAUGGCUACUUCUCCAAGCGGGCGGGGCCGGUUGGCUUGCUUGAUGCCAGCAUCCGUUUCAACCAGCUCGAGGGGAGAAGUGCUUAUAUGCAGCAUCUUGAUAAGCUGUAUAAGAAGCAUGAUAUUGCUUGGUUUACUCCUGUGGAACUCUUUAAGCCAUGGUAUGCCUACGCCAUAGCAGCAUCGAUUCUGCGUACAGCAAAUCUUUCAGUCCCGUUGAAGAUAUAUGAAAUUGGUGGUGGUUCUGGGACAUGUGCAAAGUGCAUACUUGAUUACAUGAUGCUUAAUGCACCGCCUAAAGUUUACAAUGAUAUGAAAUACAUCUCAGUAGAGAUUAGCUCCUCUCUUGCUGAGAAGCAAUUGGAAACUGUUGGUGAAGUGCAAAGCCAUUUGUCGAAGUUUUCAGUGGAGCACCGCGAUGCAACUAACAGAUCUGGAUGGGGCCGCAAGGAUCCACGUCCAUGUUGGGUCCUAAUGCUUGAGGUACUUGACAAUCUACCACAUGACCUUGUCUAUUCACCAGAUCAGGUCUCUCCAUGGAUGGAAGUGUGGAUUGAAAAAAUAAACGGCAGUUCACAAGCCUCCGAAGUCUAUAAACCACUACAAGAUCCAUUAAUUUCCCAAUGUGUUGAAAUUACUGGCAUGAAUGAAGACAAAGCUUCUGUAAGUGAGAAACUAGCAUUUGCUGCAAAAGGAGUUUUAUCAAGAGUACUUCCAAAGCCUCGUAGAGCUUGGUUGCCGACUGGAUGUUUGAAACUAAUGGAUACUUUACAUCAAGCUUUGCCAAGCAUGUCCCUUAUUGCUUCAGACUUCAGCUAUCUUCCAGAUGUUAGCAUACCUGGUGACAGAGCUCCACUUGUUUCAUCAAAGAAGGAUGGGAAAACUUCAGAUCAUCGCAACUACCUGGAUGCUCAGGGUGACGCAGACAUCUUCUUCCCAACCGAUUUCCGGCUCCUGGAGCAGAUCGACCAUCACUGCUCUGGCUUCUCAAAAGAGCAGAAGAACCGUGGCGCAUUUAAGCCCGUGAAGAAGAGGAGGACAAUUAUACUUGAUACUGCAGCGUUCAUGGAGGAGUUUGGCCUGCCAUUGAAGACGAGGACCAAAGAUGGGUACAAUCCGCUUCUUGACGAUUUCAAGAACACGAAGUUCUAUCUCAGUGUUCCUACCCACAACAGGAAGUAGUCGUCUUCUGCUGCUGCGUCAGUUCGCUGGUCAGGACAAGACAUCUACCGCACUGAAUUAGGCACGCCUCUCCAUUGCUCUGCCAACGAGUAGACUGGCUUGGAGCCUUGUCAAGCUUCAUGGAACCGUACUUUCCGCAGGCCUUCUUUCAGUGUCUUGGGUUUGGCUGCACAAUUUAUUGUCUGGCCACAAAAGGCUCGACUUUUUUUCUAUGUUAUUUUUUACAUGAUAAAAAGCAAAAGGUAGAAGAGCGAAUAAUGUCGUGAUUGAACCGAUAAAUUCCGUGCAUCAAGGUCAUCUUUUUUUCA